AAAGGUUUCAGAGCUUUACUAAAAAUAUACAUAUUCUAAAAGAAUGUACUUCAUUUAGUAUCUGAAAAAAUUAUAAUACAAACGUGCCAUUGUUUUUAAAUAUAUGUGUAAUUUCUUGUGAUUACAAAGCUAAUACAUAUUCAUUGAGCUAAUCUGGAAAAUAAAUCACCCAUAAUCUCACUACUCAAAGACAACCACUGUUAAUAUUUUGGUGUAUUUUCUUCUAGUCUCUGUCGUAUGUGUAUUUACAUGUGUGUCUACAUGUACAGUUGAAUAUUUUUUUCAUUGUUCAAUUUUUCCUGUCAAAAUUUAACUUUUUAAAAGUAGGACAUGGCCGUGGACAAAAAAGUUCAAAAUGUACUCAAAGGGCUUUUUUUUUUUUUAAUUAACUUUUAUUGAGCUUCAAGUGAACGUUUACAAAUCAAGUCAGUCUGUCACAUAUAAGUUAAUAUACAUCUUACUCCUUACUCCCACUUGCUCUCCCCCUAAUGAGUCAGCCCUUCCAGUCUCUCCUUUCGUGAAAACUUUGGCAGCCUCCAACUCUCUCUAUCCUCCCAUCCCCCCUCCAGACAGGAGAUGCCAACACAGUCUCAAGUGUCCACCUGAUAUUAUUAGCUCACUCUUCAUCAGCUUCUCUCUCCCACCCACUGUCCAGUCCGUUUCAUGUCUGAUGAAUUGUCUUCGGGGAUGGUUCCCGUCCUGUGCCAACAGAAGGUUUGGGGACCGUGACCGCCAGGAUUCCUCUAGUCACAUCCAGACCAUUAAGUAUGGUCUUUUUAUGAGAAUUUGGGGUCUGCAUCCCACUUAUCUCCUGCUCCCUCAGGGGUUCUCUAUUGUGCUCCCUGUCAGGGCAGUCAUCGAUUUCAAAGGGCUUUUAAAAGUAUGUGUUCCUCCUGCCGCUAUAAUGGUGACACCAGAUCCUUUCCCAGAGAUAGGUCUUGUUAACCAGUUUCUUCUGUAACCGUCCAGAGAUAGUCUAUGCUCAUAAUAUCAUUUUUGUUUUUUCCUUUUGUGCAACUGGUAGCACACUAUGCCCACUGUCCCAAUCAGGUUUCUUGGAAACUGUUCACAUAAUUCAUGUGCAGCUGUCUCUAUUUAAUUAUUAUUUUAAUAAUUGUACAUGGUUCCAUUUUCUAGAUGUAUCAUGGUGUGUUUAACCCUUUCUUUGCUGAUGUGUAUUUAGAUUGUUUCCAAUCUUUUGUUACUACAAACAAUGCUACAAUAAAUAUCUUUGUACUUAAUGCUCUGUGCUUUGUUUUUUUACUGAGCUUAUUUUAAUGAUUUCAGCAAAAGUUUUUUUUGUGAUUGAGUGAUGAAAGAUUUCUUUCUGGUUUAUAAACAUAUAUAUCACAUAGUUACUUUUGCUGGUUACGUUAGCCAUAGAUAGUACAAGGUAUCAUUAGAAUUAUUCUUUUAUUAACCUUUUGUCUUGAGAAGAUAAGUAUUAACAUAACCUUAUCCUUGUAUAAAGGUAUGUGGAAUCUGUAAUGCAGACUUAGACCAGAGUGCAAUUUCAUGGUUAAAUUAUAAACACUUCGAUAAAAGUGUGUGAUGAAAACAUUAACUACCCUUGUAGUAUAAGUGGUUUCUUGGAGAAUGUAAGCUGCAAGAGACACCUGUGAGCAAUAGAAUUUCAGAGCAGAAAUGGAUGUUAUGGGUUAUAUUGUCCAACUUUCUUAUUUAACAUGUAAGGAAACUUAGGCCUAAAGAGCAUUAAGUGAUUGUUCACCUCUAAUUACUGGCAGAGCUGGGCCUGGUCCAUGCUCCUUCCACUAUACCAUGAUAUAUUUAAUAAACUACGUAUUGGUCACAUUGUUACUUUGGUAUAUCUUCAUUUUUUAAGAAUCAAAUCAUGAACAAGAUAGAUUUUGGAUUCAGAUCAGAUUUUCUGUGCUUUCUCUACUAUUGUCUGUCUAAUAUAAGUUAUACUGUUAUUCUUAGUUAAAAGCCUGCCAUGCUGUUGUCUAUUUUGUAAAUGAAGAUAAACCUGUAUACUGCCUAAGUAGUCUAUUUGGAACCCAUGUGCUCUGUGUAUAAUUUUCUGUUUAAUUUGCCUAUAUUUAAUCUGUGACCUUGAUCAUUCAUUCAUUUAGUAGGCAGGCACUAUGUAUGGUACGUGAAUUGUGAGUUUCUCACAAGAUUUAGGAGCUGAAUACCUGAGUGUUAGCUCAUACAAGGCUAUAAAAAUGCUUUCAAAAUUACAGUAGCAUUAAAUGACAUAUGAUUCCAACAUGGAUUGAAUUAUUUUCCCUCAAACGUGUGUAUCAACUUGGAUAGGACAUGAUUCCCAGUAUUCUGUGGUUGUCCUUCAUUCUGCGAUUGUAACUUUAUGUUCAAGAGGAUUAGGGUGGGAUUGUAACACCUUUACCAGGUCAUAUCCCUGAUCCAGUGUAAAGGUAUUUUCCCUGGGGUAUGGCCUGCACCACCUUUUAUCUCUCAAGAAAGGGAGGCAAGUGGAGAGUUGGGUACCUCAUACCACUAAGAAAGCAGAGCUGGGAGCAGAGUGCAUCCUUUGGACCUGGGGUCCCUGUGCAGAGAAGCUCCUAGUCCGGGGGAAGAUUGAUAAGAAGGCCGACAGAGAGAGAAAGUCUUCCCUGAAGCUGAUGCCCUGAGUUUGGACUUUCAGCCUACUUUACUGUGAGAGAGUAAACUUUGUUAAAGCCGUCCACUUAUGGUAUUUCUGUUAUAGCAGCACUAGAUGACUAAGACAGAAUUUGGCACUGAGAGAGUAGGGCGCGGCUCUAAUAGAUACCCAAAAUGUGGAAGCAGCAGCAGCAGAGAACUUGCAGUGGCAGAGAAGCAGCAGCAGCAGAGCCAGGAGACCAGCGCCAGACAGCACUGAAGCCAACCCAUAGAAUGAGAGAGCUGAGCGCCUGUGUGCAGAAGGCUUCUUGGCGGAGUUUGGUGCCUCCUGGGAGGAGUGGAGCUAGGCUCGCCGACCCACGGAGCAAGAGAGUUGAGUGCCUUUUUGCAAGAGGCUUUCUGGUGGAGUGGGGUGCCUGCAGGCACUUAUCGGUGGAGCUACAGAGCUUUGGAACUCUUGCCCGAACAGGGCAGUUGCGGGUGUGAGGCCCAACGGCUGAGAGGCCACAAGAAGCAGAAGCUGAUGAGACAAGGAACACAAGAAGCUAAGCUGCCUCAGUCUCAAAAGCUACAGAAUGGAAGAAAUAAAGAACAAAGAAUGGUUGCAGGACAACUUGGCAUUCAAAGAGAACGAGUGAAGACGUCCGUUCAGGAAUCAGGAGUGUUUUUGUCUCAGCACAUUCCUGAAGAAAGAUACAGGAUGCAGAGCAAGCCCCUAGGAAUCUGCUUGAUAAUCGAUUGCAUUGGCAAUGACAUAGAGCUUCUUCGGGACACCUUCACAUCCCUGGGCUUUGAAGUCCAGUACUUCUUGCAUCUCCAUAUGGAGAAUAUAAUUCAGAUUCUUCACCAAGUUGCCUGUAUGCCCCAACACCAAAAUUAUGACAGCUUCGUGUGUGUCCUGGUGAGCCGAGGAGGCUCCCAAAGCGUGUUUGGCGUGGAUCAGACUCAUCGAGGGUACUCUUUGGAUCAUAUCAGGAGGAUAUUCAUGGGAGACUUGUGCCCUUCUCUCUUAGGGAAACCAAAGCUCUUUUUUAUUCAGAUCUAUGUGGUGUCAGAGGACCAGCAGGAGGUUAGCAGCCUUCUGGAGAUGGAUGGGGCAGGGGUGAACAGUGUGGAUUCCAAAGCAAGGCAGCCUGGGCCCUGCAUGGUCCACCGAGAAGCCGACUUCCUCUGGAGCCUGUGCAGAGCGGAUGUGGCCCUGCUGGAGCAGUCCUCUAGCUCACCCUCAGUGUACCUGCAGUGCCUCUCCCAGAAACUGCAGCAAGAAAGAAAACGCCCACUCCUGGAUCUUCACAUUGAACUCCACAGCAAAGUCUAUGAUUGGAACAGUAGAGUUUCUGCUAAGGAGAAGUACUCCGUUUGGCUGCAGCACACACUGAGAAAGAAACUCAUCCUUUCUUGCAAAUGAAAAGUCAAGAGCCAUUUUAGCCCUACAGUCUCCAUCACUAGAGGGAGGGUUUUCAAGCAAGUGUGUAUGUGUGUGAUGUGGGUGAGGUAAGGUCCCAUCCCGUCCUGAAAUGACCCUCUGUGAGGACCGCUUGACUAGAAGGGGUGUUUGAAGUAUAGAUCCUGAAAUCAAGGUGUUGAUCUCUAUUCUGGUUCUUAUUUAACUAAAACAGCAUAUUGCUCUUAAUUUGGGGCUUGGAUCCUCACUACUUUUUGAAAGCAGCUUACCAGAAUGUUGUGAGUAGAGCACAGUAAUGGACUUAUAGCAAGCUUUUCACCGUACCCAUAGUGUAUCCAUGCCAGAGUAAACUGCAUCCUGGAACCACUGCCCAGCCUCCUUACCCAGAGGCUGUGAACACUGCAGGGGGUUACAGAGUGUGGGAAAAAAAUGGUAUGGGUAGACUGUUCCUUGAUAGGAUAAGCAAAAAUGGCAGGUAUGUAACUGAUAUUAUAGUAUUUAUUUGUAUUACAUUUAACUUUUGUAUUCUUAUAAUUCUUAUAAUGCUAAUUUCUAUUUAUAUUUGUGAUGUGGUAGAUCACUUUUAUAUGGCCUUUCUCGCCAUAAUCUUGUAAUUAUCAUUAAAUGAUUGGGUGGGACUAUGCAAAUAAGGUGCCUAUGUCCCACCAAGGGAAUUGGACAGUGCUGUAGAUUGAAUUGUGUCUCUAAAAAUGUGUUGGGUAAAUUCUCUAUGCCUGUGGUUAUAAUCUCAUUUGGAAAUGGAACAUCUUCGUCUUUCAGUCUGUUCUCAUGUAAGUUGUUUUUCUCACUUUAAUAGUGGUGUCUUUGACUUUUUCUUUGCCAUUUUUGUAUAUGAGCAUUUGAUUACUAAAAUACUUUUCUUCAGUGA
Loxodonta africana (African savanna elephant) is the source of this 4877-nucleotide messenger RNA. RefSeq names its product CASP8 and FADD like apoptosis regulator (gene CFLAR). Bases 3107 to 3991 code for a protein of 294 amino acids. The transcript has 6 exons. Gene Ontology annotation, molecular function: protein binding; cysteine-type endopeptidase activity. Gene Ontology annotation, biological process: proteolysis; regulation of apoptotic process. The record is from RefSeq and is a predicted model, not a curated record. NCBI's taxonomy places the organism in Eukaryota, Metazoa, Chordata, Mammalia, Proboscidea, Elephantidae.